UAACCUCGGCAUGAAAUCUUGUCUUUGCUACUUGCUGUGUGACCUUGGGUGAGUUACUUAAACUCUUAAGGCCACAAUGUGGAAAGGUCUGGCAUAUCAAUGUGGUCCUCUAAAACCAGGACGUCUACCGGGACACAUGUAUCCACGAGGCGCAGGGCAGGUCUCCGCUGGGAAAUCCUGCCUAGGCGCCAAGGCCCGAACACCGCGACGCCAGGAGGAAGCUGGGCCUCGCUUCUUAAAGCCUAGAUCUCUGUUUUGGGAGAGCCGCCAGCAAGAAAUCAAAAUCAAGCGAAGAGGAGCCAGUUGAUGAAGUCAGUCCCCGGGCCACCCCUCCAGCAGGCGGAGAGCAGCGCUGCGGCCCGGCGAGCAGAGGCGCGACCAGGGACCGGAGUGCAGGGAGGGGAGGGGACGGGAGGGGACGCGAGGGGAAGAGGCGGGAGGGCGGGUCCGCCGUCACGUGACCCGACCAGCUGUUGGCGGGGGCGGCGGGGACCCACAGCGCCGCGAGUCUGGGAAGCGGGACGCGCCCGACGCCGCCUUCGCCACUGCAGCCGCAGCCCCCGAUGUCGCCGCAGUAAUCCGCCCGCGGCGGCGCCCGCACCUCGGUGACAUUCUGCCAGUGGUCUCCUAGCUACAGGAGUGCAGCACUCCAGUCCCACAAGCCCCGAGGCCAGCCUCCUGCCACCAGUUAGCGGUACAGAUUGAACAUCCUGCAUCAGAAAAUCUGAAAUCUGAAACUUUUUGACACAAGAAUGGAAAAUUGUACACCUGAUUGCAUAUGCUAUGGGCCUCAAUGAAAAUGAUGGCGGUGGCUCCUCCAAGUUACUGUUUUGUGGCCUUCCCGCCACGCGCUAAGGAUGGUUUGGUGGUGUUUGGGAAAAAUUCAGCCCGGCCCAGAGAUGAAGUUCAGGAGGUUGUGUAUUUCUCGGCUGCCGAUCAUGAACCUGAGAGCAAAGUUGAGUGCACUUACAUUUCAAUCGACCAAGUUCCGAGGACCCAUGCCAUAGUGAUAAGCAGACCCGCCUGGCUGUGGGGGGCAGAAAUGGGAGCUAACGAACAUGGAGUGUGCAUAGCCAAUGAAGCCAUCAAUGCCAGAGAACCGGCCGCUGAGACAGAAGCCUUACUGGGGAUGGAUCUGGUCAGGCUUGGCUUAGAAAGAGGGACAACAGCUAAAGAAGCCUUAGAUGUCAUCGUCUCCUUGUUGGAAGAACAUGGACAAGGAGGGAAUUAUUAUGAAGAUGCCAGCUCCUGCCAUAGCUUCCAAAGUGCAUACCUGAUUGUGGAUCGUGAAGAAGCCUGGGUGCUUGAGACCGUAGGGAAGUACUGGGCUGCUGAGAAAAUCACGGAGGGAGUGAAGUGCAUUUGCAACCAACUUUCACUCACUACUAAGAUGGAUGCGGAGCACCCUGAACUCAGAACUUAUGCUCAGAGUCAAGGCUGGUGGACAGGAGAGGACGAAUUCAACUUUUCCCAGGUUUUUUCUCUAGCUGAUGACCAUCUGGACUGUUGUGCAGGCAGGGAGAGCUUAGAAAAGCAAGAAGAAAGCAUCACUGUGCAGACCAUGAUUAACAUCUUACGGGACAAAGCCAGUGGAGUCUGCAUAGACUCUGAAUCUUUCCUCACCACAGCCAGUAUAGUGUCUGUCCUGCCUCAGAAUAGAAGCUCUCCGUGCAUUCACUACUUCACUGGGACCCCAGAUCCUUCCAGGUCCAUAUUCAAGCCUUUCAUCUUUGUCGAUGAUGUAAAACUUGUCCCCAAAGCACAGUCCCCCUGUUUCGGGGAUGAUGACCCUGCCAAAAAAGAGCCUCGGUUCCAGGAGAAGCCAGACCGCCGGCACGAGCUGUACAAGGCCCAUGAGUGGGCACGUGCUGUCAUCGAAAGUGACCAGGAGCAGGGCCGCAUGCUGAGGAAGACAAUGUUGGAGCUGGAGAAGCAAGGUCUGGAAGCUAUGGAGGAAAUCCUGAGUAACCCUGCUCCCCUGGACCCCGCCGAGGUGGGGGACCUUUUCUAUGACUGCGUUGACACAGAGAUUAAGUUCUUUAAGUGAAGUAAGCAUUCCUUUCCCCCUUCUUAUUUAAAACUUCCCACCUGACUAAAUUACCAGCAAAACAAACCACUCUCCUGUUUGAGUCAAAUGAGAAAGUUACGAUGUGGCCUCUUUUUCUGAAGCCAGAUCUAGCUGUUACCUUGUGUCUCUAAACGUCCCCUUCUUUGCCAUAGUUCUCCUUCCACUGCUAUGUAAUGUGUAUCCCCCUUCCCUGGUAUUCGGUUGUGUGCUGAAUUGUGGACUUGAAGCUGCCAGUGUUUUAUUUCCGUGACAGUGGACACAUGAGCCUCUCCUGGGAGAGCUAGAGUUCAUUGGGCCUUGAGAGGCAGGCUCACAAUGCCGAGCUGGCGGGAAAAGCAAGCUCUUUUGAAGUCUUAGUCUUUCAGUACCAGUUUCUUCCAGGUUAACAAAGGGCAUUUGUCUGUACACAGGUUUCUGUGUGUGGAGUCGAGGGAGAACCGCUCCCCUUCCCUUGAGCCUAUGGCUGUGUGUAGCGCAGUCUCCACAGGUAUCUCCUGGGGACCGACAAACGGGAAGGAAUCAGGGGGACCCUCCUUGGGCUCAGCUCCAUGCCAGUGCCCAUGAUCCUGAAAGACCUAUCUUCCAUGUGCUGGAUCUCGACCUGCUUCCACAGGCAGGAGAUCUGGGCAUGUGUGUUAGUCAGAACACUUGGGUCUUAGAGAUCCUGGGACACUAUGCAGGCGAUUCCCUGAAUCCCUGCAUGGCUCUCCCAAAGGGCAUGGCUCCUGUCCCUUCAUGGCAGUGCACUUGCCCCAUGGAUGCAGCUUUGGGUGGAAAUGAUCCAGGUCUAGUUGCUAACAUCUAGCCUAGGAUCCAUUAAAUGGCCCUGUGGCAGAAUUCUACCCCACACAUCUGCGGCUCUCUUGGCUAACAAGAGAAAGAAAAAGAGACCGCUUGAUUACUUAGAUUGCAGUUAGAGUAGCUGAAAGCCAAGCAGCCACUAGCAGAGAGACUGUACUUAAACUGAUUUGUUCCCAAUGUUGUGUUCACCACCAGAGCAUAGAAAAACAUGCAAAGAAGACCAGGGGGGAUCUGGGAGGAUAGAGGGCCACUAGGUGAAAGAUGGAUGCAGAAGCAUUUCCUUGCUGGUGAGAGUCCAGCCAUGUCCUUUCUGCGCAGCCCGUUGGAUCCCACGUAUUGGUGUAUGAAGCAGCUCACCUCCUGGGUCUUCUCCCUUAGGCGUGGGGCCCUAGACUGCUAUCUGAAGUGGGUAGGAGGUGGUGGGAGCUGAGCUCCACUGAAACUCUCAUCUGCUCCCAAAAUGUCCAGAGGCAUAGAUAAUGGAGCAGCCAGUGGGAGAAUGCCAUUUGGGCCUAAUUAUGCUUUACCAUCCUCGACAGGAAUCAGCAAACAAAAUAUUGUGAGUAUCUGUAGUUUUUGAAAUGGCUUAGGGUCCGUAAUUCCUUCCCAGCAGCAGGAUCCUAGACCAUGAGGGCUGGAAGGGGCCCCACCCUUCAUCAUAUCGGUGUGAACACUAAGGAGCAGAGGUUUUAUUGGAACAAAUCUUUUCUUCCUACUUUUGCUCAGCUAUUUGGUAAAUUCUGCAUGUAAAACUUCCAACUACCCAUGGUGGGAUGGGAAGAGAAUUUUAGGAGAAAAGCUAAUGGCUGCCAGUCACGGUGCCUUGUAGUUGUGAGGAGUCGGCAGCUGCUAAGGAAGAAAGGAUGAGGCUCAAGGAUGAUAUGGGUACCCGUCCACUCCCAAGUUCUCCUGAUGAAUGGCUAUGUAAAAUGAGAUGCUACACAAAGCCACCCUCUGAUUUCACUGUGUGGUCUCACCCUCCUCCACCUGUUAGGAAACAUUUCCCUAUCCCUGACAUGUCUGUGACUGCCACACUGAUUCCAGGAGUCUAGUGACAGUAAAUUAUACAGAGGCCUCCUUUCAUUACUGUGGGCAAAGUAGCAGACAGCUCUGCCAGCUUGGUAUAAUUACCCAGUUGUGCAGUGGGGAACACAAUGUCUUCUAUUAGGGGGCGCUGACCUCAAUCAAGCAUCAUAGAGAAGGCCCAAUACUACUUGAGAGUGAUUUUGGCUGGCAUUGGGCAUCAGAAGUGUGAGGUCCCUUGUCACCACUAGAGGGCAUGGCAGCCCUCCAUGGCACAGGCUGGCAAAACCUGACAGGAAGCGGAGGUGGUACAACCAAAACCCAAAAAAUAGCAGGGGACUGGCUCUUUGUGCAUCAGGAGGGUUAGGGAAACACAGAGAGAGCAAGGGCUACUGAUGUGGAUGUACUCACUUUUAGUGACCUUUAUCUUCUUAAAGUUGACAGCUGGAAAUACACUGUUGGACUUCGAGUAGGUUGUUAAAGCGGACGAUUUAUUUUUAAAUACUCCUAACAGAUAAUGAUUUGGAAAAAUGCUCAUCACGAUUUCUUCACAAGGGAUUGCUUUUCUGAAGGCAAUAUAGGAAAUGAAUAUACACGAUGAAAUAUGACAAUGUUUAAAGGUCACCGUAUGUAAAUAGCUUCCUAGAGUACCGUUUGUGUAUCUGUUAAGAUGGGAGGGCACCUGUGCAUGCUUUGUGCAGAAAGAAAUCAUGGCCAUAAAGGACAAAGUCGCUCCCCCACUUCUCCCCUGUGACCGAAUGUAAGCUAGUCAGUCUCAUCUAGUAGAUGGGAUUCACCGUAGGUGAAGACAGCCCUCAGACUCAGGGCAGACACCAGUGAAAGUACACUAGCAAAGCAAAAAUAGUACCCUUUCAUUCUUGGAGGUGACUUGAACUUUUAGAUAGAAUAAGGAUAUAAUCAGAAUUACAGAGAUUCCAGUACUCAAUAAUGUAAGACCCAGUGUUAUUAUUAGUCUACCUUACAAGCUAACAGAGCAGGUAUAUGCCUAUUAGAUCUUAGCCAUGAAGUUCCCUUACUUUUGGUGAAUCUUUAGAUAUAAAGCGUAAUUACUGACCAGACAAAUAACUUUGCAUCCUAACUGACAUCAUCCUACAUUGGUACAGGUGACACAUAUUCCUGGCUGGCCCAGCAAGGAAGCCAGGUGGGACCAGUUGUCGGUCAUGACACCUCUUACAUUCUUGCCUGGAGAGCCAUGCAUCCUUUAUUGGAAAGGUCUUCAUCUGAGCUCUCAGCUUGAGGAAGGAAACACAGGGAGGAGAUGGGAGGGGAUCUAGUUCACUGGCCACCUGUGUGUGCAGGGGAGGCAUGGCAGGUGGUAUGCCAGCUGUCCCAGCACAACCUUAUGCUUCUUGUAGCUGUGGCAUUUCAUUCCACCCAGCCCAGAAUCCCUGCUCCUAUGGUGUGUGUCAAAAUGUGCUUUGUCUGACUGAUACCAAACACCCCAAAAUGUCAUCUGGAGAUUUCUUGUGGGAACCCAUAUGUACAUGUUUGCAAUCAUGUUGUGAGAAUUUAAAUGUGUUAGCUGGAAAACGCUACUGCCAGGGAAAAUAAAAUCUGUUUCCUGCAGUGGGAACUGACCAUGUAGUCUUAACAGUCUUUUGUACAAAUACAUCUACAAGCCAGAUAACGCCCCUAGCCAGUGCUUGCCUUGGGAUUGUCUCUAAACGCAUCAAGCAUACAAUAAAAGAUACUGAGAUCAA
This is a messenger RNA of Chinchilla lanigera (long-tailed chinchilla), 5613 nucleotides long. RefSeq names its product secernin 1 (gene Scrn1). Gene Ontology annotation, molecular function: dipeptidase activity; cysteine-type exopeptidase activity. The record is from RefSeq and is a predicted model, not a curated record. Lineage: Eukaryota; Metazoa; Chordata; Mammalia; Rodentia; Chinchillidae. Gene Ontology annotation, biological process: proteolysis.